AUGCCUUCCACGGCCACCACUUUCCUGGACUCUCCCCUGCUCAAGGUCAGCCGUCCCGUCGCCGCCUGUUCGCGAUGUCGUACCGCGAAGAUCAAGUGCGACGGUAAGCUCCCCGCCUGUUCCGCCUGUGAGAAGGUCGGCAAGGCGAGCACCUGUUCCGGUGCCAGUGAUGAAUUCGCCAAGGGGAAAGAACGCAGCUAUGUAGCCUCCCUCGAGGGCUACUGCGAGAAGCUCGAAAAGAAGAUCGCCCAACUCCGAAAUCGUCAAACCUCCCUCUCCGCUGAAGGGAAUGGCGUCGCGUGGGAGUCGUCCAUCACAUCGAUCUCCUCGGACGGUCCCUUAGGACCGGCGCAUCGCCGAGAGGUGUCCGAUAUCGAUGACCUGGUCGGGGAUUUCGGUUUCCUGUCGGUCAAUGCCACUUCGCGCGACUUCGACGGCAUCACGUCCAAGACCACCUUUGCCAAUCUCCUCUUAUCAGUCGCAACGGUGGGAUAUCCACCCCCGCAGACGCCCAAUGCGUUGCCCGCCCGGCACGAAGCAACGCCCUUACUGCAGUAUUAUUUUGACAACGUUUUCGUCCAGCUACCAUUUUUUGUCGAGACUAGCUUCUGGACCUCGGUAGACGCCGUCUACCAGUCGGGGGGCCGCUUUGCCAAACCCUUUGACCACUGGAUGCUACGUAUGGUGCUUGCCGUCGCCUCCGCGUCGGUCUCAUAUCAGAACAACGACAAGAGCCACCAGCGGGCUUUGGCGUUGGUUUCGGAGGCUUUGACAUACGCCGAAGGCGUCCUACGCCCCGGGUCUAUCGCGUGCAUUCAGGCCAUUCUGCUGCUUGCCCAGUAUGCCUUGGUAGACCCGGGUCGCUUUCGUAGUUGGCAUCUCGUUGGAAUGGCCGUAAGAGUAGCGGUGGAUCUAGGUCUUCAUCAGGACCCCCCUGCAGAGGUCCUAUGCAAUGCGGACCGCCUCGACAUUCGCCGACGUGUGUUCCACUGCCUUUACUCCUUGGACAGAGGAAUGAGCACUUCAUUACAAAGGACCUUCUCCUUUUCCAAUGCCUCCGUCAACGUUACUAUGCCGUUGACCGGAACUUCUGGGACGAGCGGCGAACAAAGCCACAUCUUCCUGCGAAACCCAGCACCUGCCCUCCACAUCGUAAAAAUUCGACAAAUACUGUCCGAUGGAUACCAAGAUAUGUACUACAACUCCCGUGAGGCUUCUCCACAGCCUCUGGUCCAAAUAUGGACACUCUGCUGGCAAGCCCAGCAAUGGUUCCAGGAUUGUCCCCAGAACGCCCCCAGUCAUUUCUCCCUCCUAUACCGCCUCGAACUCCUCUAUACUAUGAUCAUCCUCCUCUCCCCCUCCCAUAGAUACCCCAUUCUCGACGACUACAACAAGGCGCUCCUGUUCGACCGGUCCAUGGACUACGUCAGCCAGAUCCACCAAGUGCUGGAGAAUCCAAGUGUCCUGCCAUUCCUCACUUUCUUCGACAUCCAGCGCGUGCACCAAGUGGGCCAUAAAUUCGUCGAAAUUCUCUCCGAAAACUUCGACAUGCUUUUAAGCCCCAGAGUGCCGACUCUUCCUCCAGUCCCUGCCGGAACCCCGGAUCCGCCCAAACUCCAUGAAGAAGACCGGCUCAACACUCGACCCCGCGCAAUCCACUGCAUCGCCUACGUUCGCGACUUGCUUAAGUAUUGCGCGAGGAAAUGGGAUCUUCGAGCCCCACUGGAAGAAUUCGAGAGACAGUCGGCUUCGUUAGGGAAGAUGUUGGUGGACAGCUCUAUGAGCUAUGUAACAAACCAAAGGGCCUACAUGCAGGUCCCAUCAUCCGGGUUGCCGCUGGCCGGCAAUAGGUAUUCAGGAUAUCAUUUCGGAUAA
Messenger RNA from Penicillium cinerascens, 1875 nucleotides. Its product is annotated as Zn(II)2Cys6 transcription factor. Gene Ontology annotation, molecular function: sequence-specific DNA binding; DNA-binding transcription factor activity, RNA polymerase II-specific; zinc ion binding. The record is from RefSeq and is a predicted model, not a curated record. Bases 1 to 1875 code for a protein of 624 amino acids. The transcript has 2 exons. Gene Ontology annotation, biological process: DNA-templated transcription; positive regulation of transcription by RNA polymerase II. Lineage: Eukaryota; Fungi; Ascomycota; Eurotiomycetes; Eurotiales; Aspergillaceae.